This is a messenger RNA of Puccinia graminis f. sp. tritici CRL 75-36-700-3, 420 nucleotides long. RefSeq lists its product as uncharacterized. Lineage: Eukaryota; Fungi; Basidiomycota; Pucciniomycetes; Pucciniales; Pucciniaceae. The record is from RefSeq and is a predicted model, not a curated record. The transcript is spliced from 4 exons. The coding region runs from base 1 to 420 and encodes 139 amino acids.
AUGAAAAUAUCUGCGGCGCAUCUUGUGGCUAUUGGCCUCACUGUUCUUGCAAGUGUGGUGUUUGGCUCCACCGUAGGCGAUCCUGCCGCGUUCAGCAAAGUCUGGGAUAGCAAGGACUUGAAAGAGCUUCAAUCUGAGCCCAGAGAAGUGGAGGGGGGUAAUAGAUUGCUAUUUGCGGAGCCUGUUCAAGAAGGCAAGUCAACGAAUACUGCAACGAAAAUGCGCUUUGGAUCCUAUGUGAUUUCGAUUGUUAAUAGUCCUAAUAGCAAUCACCGAUACUCUAGAUACAUUAAGAGUCCAGAAGAUCCACCCACCCAUUUUCACUUGUUGAUUCAAAUCCUCACUUCCUGUUCACUGAAAUUCAAAUGGUUCUCCAAGCUUGUCCAUAUGUAUCUACCUGAUUUAAGCCCAGCAAGCUAG